Messenger RNA from Populus nigra (black poplar), 2139 nucleotides. RefSeq lists its product as uncharacterized. Bases 219 to 1910 code for a protein of 563 amino acids. The transcript has 4 exons. The record is from RefSeq and is a predicted model, not a curated record. Lineage: Eukaryota; Viridiplantae; Streptophyta; Magnoliopsida; Malpighiales; Salicaceae.
CAAAAAUUUCGCUAUCCAGAAGGUUAGGAAUAUAAUUUCCGCCCUCCACUUACCGACAAUUCCUAAAAAGAACCUCCCAGGUCCGAUCUUCUACAUGCAAGAGCAUGACCUCGGCGUUUUGCUAAUUUUUCUAGCAUCUUAGCUCACAGGGAUCACAAUUCAGACAGUGAAAGAAAGAAAGAAAGAAAGAAAGGUCUAUUGGGUGUAUAAAUUAAAUCAUGUCAGAUCCGCUGUACUCUCCUUCCAAUAAACCUCACGAUCAUGGUCCACGGACUGCAUUUGGUUUGAUUUUCGGUCCAGAUUAUGGCUCAACAAGCUGUCAGCAGAAUGAACAACAAUUCAUGGAGAACGAUAUCCCCCAUGAGAGUAACGGUCACGUGCACCUGCUAGAUGAGAAAAAAAAUUUCGAUCACCAGAAGGAGGAAUUUGUGGACGAUGAUGUCCAUCAUGAAACAAAUAGGGGUGGGCACCUGAUAGAUGAGCACAAUUUAUCUGGUCAGCAGAAUGAGCAAUUUAUGGAUAGUGAUACCCCCAACAAGAGUGAUGGUAGCAGGACCCCGAUAGAUGUGAACAAUUCUCUCAGGCUAGUUAUGCCAGGUGAAACUGGUGAAGGUUUGCCAUAUGCUCCAAUAGAUUGGCCGAAUCCUGGUGAUAAUUGGGAAUGGAGAGUUGGAAGGAGGGUUAACUCCUCUGGGUACUUCCAGGAUAGAUUCAUUUACCCUCCAAAAAGCAUUCAUGGAAAAAGGAAGAAGAUGUUUGCUAGCAAGCCUGCUCUUAAAAGUUUUAUUCGAACCAAAUUCCCAAGUGCAGAUGUUGAUGCAUUCUUUGCAUCGUUUACAUGGAAGAUACCAGCAAAAGUGCAGUCUCCAAAAGAAGUAAAACCUGCUCCUCUUCCUCUUGAGAAUCCUCCUGAGGAUGGAACUUUGAAAGUUCAAGAAGGGAAUGUAGAAAAUCCCCGUUAUGGUCGGAGGCAAAGGAAGCAGAUUUUACCAGAGUUAACUGAAGAAGCUGAAGAAAAGAAACAAAAAACACCACGGUCCAGCCAGAGGAAAAGAAAACAGGAUGCAAAACAGGAUACACCUACCUCGGCAUCCGCAUCUAAGCGAAAAGCUACACGGUCUUCUAAACGAUCUGUGUUUCAUGCUGCUGGUGGUGAAAUUGGAAUAACUGAGACUGAACCUGCAGUUAAUGUGAUCCCGGAGGGUUUUGAUAACUAUCUCAGUUCUUUAGAAGACAUUCUUACCCAACCUCACCCUGAAACCCAAGUAUCAUACUCUGCAGGCUCUGAUACUCCUCUUACCGAAAGUGAUAUGGCUAAAGAUCGAAGCAAGCUUUGUUCCCUUCUAGUCAUGGAUUUUCCAACUUUGGUCUCUUCCAGAAACAUUUCCAAACUUACUAGUCUAGCUUCCAAACUACUGAAGGAUCCCACCCUCAGUGCUGAACAACUUGUUAAGUUAAAAUUGAUUGAGGAAAUCCCAUCGUUCAGCGAGGUUUUUGUUGAGAGUAGGCAAACAAUAGAGCAAGUUAACAAUUUGUUUGGUAUCCUUGAGGCAAACAAGGCGAAGGUUAACUCUCUGAGGAAUGAAUAUAAUGAAUUGAAGGAAAGAGCAGACCAGCUCCAGUCACAGGUUGAUUCCAACUUACUGACUGUGCAGGAAAUUGACAAUCAAAUUUUUCAACUUCAGACCUGGCGAGGGGAGCUUGUUAGUACAAUUGAGAAUAACAAGGCAGCAAAGGUUGAGGUGGCCUCUGCUCAAGGGAUGGUGGCAAAUUCAAUUCCAACUGUUGUGCGUGAUAUUCAGGUUGCCAACUCCAAAAUCCCAGAAUGGGAGCUAAAAAGGACAAAUGCUGAAAAGCGUGAAGCUGAAAUUCUGGAAAAGUUUGCCCCUCUAAAAGGGUUUUCUUUGUAGUAGACAUUUUCUUUUUUCUUUUUAGGUUACCAUGGGAGUCGAGGUAAUGGCUUUAAGCUUAUGUCUCCAUAUUCCUAGUGUUUAUUGACUUGCACCUAGAAACUUGCAUAGAAUUAUCUAGACUUUUAGCAGCAGAUGCCCUACAUGCCCUUUUGUACUGCUUGUUUCUGCACGGGAACAAUCCUAUAACAGUAACAUCUAUGGUUAAAUAUGAAUUGGGUUUAGGUGA